Messenger RNA from Pecten maximus, 9172 nucleotides. RefSeq names its product phospholipid-transporting ATPase ABCA1-like. Gene Ontology annotation, cellular component: intracellular membrane-bounded organelle; membrane. The transcript has 49 exons. Bases 705 to 7982 code for a protein of 2425 amino acids. The record is from RefSeq and is a predicted model, not a curated record. Gene Ontology annotation, molecular function: lipid carrier activity; ATP hydrolysis activity; ATP binding. Gene Ontology annotation, biological process: transmembrane transport; lipid transport. NCBI's taxonomy places the organism in Eukaryota, Metazoa, Mollusca, Bivalvia, Pectinida, Pectinidae.
GCAAUGCUCAUGGUAAUUUUUUUUUAUUCAAAGAAAAACACUAAUUACAAUAGUCCUUAUUUGCUUCUUUUAUUGAUGUGAUGAAAUAAAACAAAAGUACAAAAAAAUAAAUAAAAAAAACAAAGAAGCACCUGAGAGUUGUUCCUGUGAAGAUGAUGUAAGACCGUGACUUCAGGGGUAGUACUGAUGAGACAGUACUUACCUGCCCGAGGUGAUACCUGUGAUGUUACAACAAGGAAGUGGUGUGGGUCCAUGUCAACGGGUACCUUGCCUACAACAGGUAGAUCAUUUGCUCCUACCUUACAACUAUCACCGACUCAUCCCUCAACAUAUGCCAGUCUGCCUCUGUUUUCAUCACGUAGGACUAAAGCUGUACACAAGAUACCAGGAAUUUACUGUAACUUUUCAUCAAGGAGUUAUUAUGUCAUGGAAGUGAAUCUUUCUAAGUUGGUGUGGAAAUAAUGCUUGGUUUUCCGUGGAUGUUGUAAAGAUACCCAUACUUAAUUGGGACUGUGAAACAUACUGUGUGAAUCAUGAAAACAAUUCUUGGAUAAACUUGAAUGUUUGAAAUAUGGAAGCAGUCAGCUGUUUGGAGUCAGCAACCCUUGUUCUGGACAAUAGCAACAAUUAAAAAACAACCAGGAACAACAAGAGAAAAUAUUGCAGACUUUUAUCAGUGUUUGACCUUGUAGAGGUCUAACAAGAUGGGAUUUGGAAAUCAACUAUCUUUACUUCUGUGGAAAAACUUCACACUGAGAUGGCGUCAAAAGUAUCGUGUACUGGUGGAGGUGCUGGCCCCACUCAUCCUGGUCUUCGUACUGGUGGGAGUCCGUACACGCCCAGAUCUGAAGUGGAACCAUCCGGAAUGUCACUUUGAUGGGAAGUCCAUGCCGAGUGUUGGUAUCGUGCCCUUCCUCCAGUCGUUCUUCUGUACCUUCAAUAACACCUGCUAUGAGACGGUCACACCUAAUGAAAUGGCAGGAAACACCGCUGAUUACAAAGAUUCACUAAUGACAAAGCUGGUUGAAGAUGUCACUGAUGUCCUCAACAAUAAUAUGGAUCGGAAACUUAUCAUGGACCUUAUAGGAACCUGGGACAUCAUAACCUCCCUGUCUGCCAAGAUCCUCAACGGCUCCACCAGAGGUCAUGUCAAAGUAUUGAGUCUUUUUAAAAAUCCACGAGAGCUUGUUCAGGACAUUGUGAGCAACAACAUUACAUUGACAGAGGGCUCCUUAGUGAACCUCCUGAAUGCAUCAAUAGAUUUUAGUCAGUUUAAUCGUCCACACCUGAGUGAUGUUUUGCGAGACUUUGAGGUUUGUCCUAGGAUCGGUAAGUCUAUUGGACCCAAGAAAUCUGCGGAAGAGGUUCGUGAUUUUGUAUGCUCCUCCGAUUCCAUGUUAGAGUCGUUCAGGUUCAAGAACAUUGCUGCACGACGUACCGUUCAAGCUGAACUUUGUCGUAUUCCUGAAGCUCACCUGGUCAAGCUAUAUGAACUCUUCAAAAACAAAUACAGCAUCCAACAUUUCAUCUUUCAGGUUUUGAGGUUUGUCUUUAUGAAUACUGGAAAAAUACCUAAUGUCACUAAAAUCUACGGGAAGUUGAAAGAGCUGUUCAAAGAUGUGAAGGAUCUUGACUCAGCAGAUGCAGCCGCCUUUGAGAAGCCAAUUAAAGACCUUAUAGACUUUUUUUCAAAGAAAGGAAAACCUAGUCCUCAAGUGAUCAUGGAACAAAUGGGGAAGUUUGUUUGUGGCAGAAAUUCCUUCAUGCAAAUGCAGUCAACUAAGUCACUGGAUAUUUUAGAUCGAUUUAAUUCCUUCAAAAGGCCAGACAUUAAGGAUGACAAGAACAAAGGGAAGAAUGACUAUGGACCUAAUUCACCCGUGUGUAUGGAAUUAGUGGAGCUGAUGAAUGCCAAUGUAAAUACACAGAUCUUAUGGAAAAACCUGCGACCAGUUGUCCUGGGAAAGAUUCCCUACGCCCCGGACACCCCAGCUGUCAGGGAGAUCAUUAAGGGGGCCAACCAGACAUUUGCAGACCUGGCAAAGAUGGUGAAGCUGGCUGAGGACUGGGAGGAAUAUGCUGUGUAUCUGGAGAGAUAUCUCAAGACCAGUCCUACAAUGGAUAUGAUCAGGGCAUUUUCUACAUCUUGUUUGUGUGAUCUACUGGAGAGUAAGACAAUGAGUCUGAUCAAGUCGAAGGCCAACUCAGACAAAGUCUUAUCCAAAAGUGUGUGCCACUUCCUACAGACUUAUCUAAGUAAGGACCCCAAGGCCGAUGGCAACUUUGAUUGGGAGAGGACCCUUCACUACACUAAGAUAUUUGCCAGAGUGGUGGCUGAAUACGGCAAGUGUUUCCAGUUUAACAAGUUUGUAGGGUAUGCCUCUGAGGAGGAGCUGAUUGAGAACAGCCUUGACAUGAUUGAGGAGGACAGCUUUUGGGGAGCCCUGGUGUUUGAUGUAGAACCUGGUGCUGAUCAACUCCCGACUCAUCUUUCUUACAAAAUCAGGAUGGACACCACCAAAGUGGAUGACACCAAGCGAGUCACUGACAAAUAUUGGCGACCUGGCCCCCGAAGACGCGCAGGAACGGAGACAAAAUAUUUGACGUAUGGUUUUGCCUACCUACAGGACAUGGUGGACCAUGCUGUCAUCAAGUUACAGACUGGACGUGAUGAUGACACUGGUGUUAUACUCCAGCAGUUCCCCUAUCCCUGUUAUACGGAGGACUCGUUUAUGGAAGUGAUCUCCAAGACAUUGCCACUAUUUCUGAUCCUGGCCUGGGUCUUCCCCGUGGCUUUACUGUGUAAGAACAUCGUGUAUGAGAAGGAGAAACGUCUGAAGGAGAUGAUGAAGAUCAUGGGCCUGGGUAAUGGCGUCCAUUGGAUGGCCUGGUUCAUCAACGCCUUUGUCACUAUGUUUGUCACAAUCACUUUGCUGGUCGUUAUUUGUAAGUAUGGGAAGAUUAUACAGCACUCUGACCCUGUGAUACUCUUGCUGUUCUUCAUUUCCUUCUGUGUGGCGACAAUCAGCAUGGUGUUCAUGAUCAGUGUGUUCUUCUCCCAGGCCAACCUGGCUGCCUGUUCAGCAGGCUUCCUCUACUUCCUCAUGUACCAGCCCUACAGCUUUGCCAAACGCUGGGAAGACGUACUCAGUGGAGUACAUAAGAUGGCUUUUUGUUUCUCGUCCAAUGUGGCCUUUGGGUUUGGCUGUACCUACAUUGCACGGUUUGAGGAACAGAAUACAGGCGUACAGUGGAGUAACAUUGCCCAGAGUCCCCUUGUAGAUGAUGGCUUCAGUAUGCUUUACUGUAUUCUCAUGCUGUGGCUGGAUUCCAUCUUGUAUGGCCUCAUCACAUGGUACAUAGAGGCGGUCUUCCCAGGACAGUAUGGGAUCCCUCGACCAUUUUAUUUCUUCUGCUUGAAGUCGUAUUGGUGUGGUACAGGAAAUAAGGUCAAAGGUGAAAAUGAGGAAAGAGAAGAUAAUCCGUAUGAAGCUGAACCAGUCACAGGUACUAACAUGGAGGUUGAACCAACAAGCCGUAACCUUGGGGUGUCCAUUAGGAAUCUCAGGAAGGUGUAUGGGAAAAAGGUGGCUGUUGACGGCCUUAACAUCAACUUCUAUGAAGGCCAGAUCACAUCAUUUCUGGGACACAACGGUGCUGGUAAAACUACCACUAUGUCGAUUCUGACUGGCCUGUUUCCACCAACAAAUGGUAUGGCAUACGUCUACGGACAGGACAUCACUACACAGAUGGAGGAGAUCCGCUCUAGUCUGGGGCUCUGUCCCCAAUAUAAUGCUCUCUUCCCUUAUUUAACACUGAAAGAACAUCUAUGGUUCUAUGCACGGUUGAAGGGACUCACCAACGUUCAGGCCAUGGCUGAAACCAAACAGUUAAUACAAGAUAUCAAACUCCCUCACAAGAAACAUGCUUUGCCUAAAAUGCUCUCGGGUGGUAUGAAGAGGAAGCUCUCAGUUGCCAUAGCAUUUGUUGGAAAUGCCAAGACUGUGAUUCUGGAUGAGCCGACGGCUGGUGUUGAUCCAUACUCAAGACGUUCCAUCUGGGAACUCCUUCUCAAGUUCAAACAAGAUCGUACAAUCCUACUGUCGACUCACCACAUGGACGAAGCAGACGUCCUCGGAGACAGAAUAGCCAUCAUCUCACAGGGCAAGUUGUGCUGCUGUGGCUCCAGCCUCUUCCUGAAAUCUCGCUAUGGUAACGGUUACUACAUGACAAUGGUUCGAGAGGGAGCUGAGGAGAUAGACGAGGACAAUGAUGAGUAUGAGAUGAUAUAUGAAAAUGCCCUGCCAAUAUUGAAGCCAAAGCGAAGAGAGGCUCGUUUAGAUGUGGAUGAAGGAUUUGCAGAAAGGUCAAAUGAUAAUGAUAUCUCCUUCCUGAUGCCUACUCCCCCGCCUGAUGGUGACCUUAAACCAGCAUUUUCUGAGAAGCGACUGACAGCCUUUAUAAAAAAAUUUGUAAUGGAGGCUAAGCUUGUGGAGAGCAACAAGUCUGAGCUGACGUACCAGCUACCUGAAUACGGCACCCAGACAGGCGAGUUUGUGUUCAUGUUUGAGGAACUGGAACGCUGCCAUAAGGAAAUGGGGAUUUCCAGCUUUGGGAUUUCUGACACAAGUCUGGAAGAAGUGUUCCUGAAAGUGGCAGAAACUGUUAAUGAGACAGACCAACAGGUUGUCAAAAGCCCGACUGAUGAGGUAAAGAGGAAGAGGCUGGAGGAGGUUUCUGAUGGUGGACGAGUACCUAGACCUGUCACUCAAAUGAGUUUCCGUAGAAACAAGCGUCAAUCCUUCCUUAGGGUGACACCAAGACAACAAUUACAGGAGAUACAGGAACAGCAGGUUCAGGAACAGAUGGAGAACUCUUCAGAAGGGAGGGAGGAAGUGGUGUACCUUGAGCCUAUGACAGUCAUCAAGAGAGAGGUUGGAUUUAACCAUAAGGAACAGGUGAAGUUAGAAGGAAAGCGUCUAAUGUGGCACCAAUUCCUGGCUGUCUUCAUCAGGAGGUUCCACCAUUUCAAACGCAGCAAGAAAGGAUUCGUCUGUGAGCUUGUGAUGCCAGCUUUCUUCGUUCUGCUGGCUAUGGUGUUUGCCGAGAUUGAUCCCCCACUCACAGACUCCCCACCCUUGGAGCUUCACCCUUGGAAACUGUUACCUCCCAGGGGAAAUUCACGUCUUAAUAUAUUUUACAGUAAUGAUGCUAAAGGAACCAAGUUUACAGAAGAGUCCGUGAAGACGUUGUUGUCCAAGUAUGGAGUGGGAAACCGAUGUCUUAAUCCAGAUGUCUACACUAUAGAUGGUUUUCCGUGCGAGGAGUUGAACACUAAUUCUAUAUGGACAGAAGCAGAAAACUGGAAUCAGGCAGAUAAUAUCACCUGUUCCUGUUCUACAGGGGUACAGCAGUGUCCAGCAGGUGCGGGAGGACCAGUACCAAAGAGACGCCUACUGCCAACAUCAGACUUCCUAUACGAUCUGACGGACAGGAAUAUCACUGACUGGCUAGUGAAAACAGUGAGGAGUUACCGUAAACGCAGGUAUGGUGGUCUGUCAUUUGGAAUGAAGUCUAAGUGGGCCCAGUUCAACACAGACCAUAUCAAACAGAUCAUCAACACCCUGAGAGAGGCCAGCACAGAGUCCAACAGGAGCUUUCGGAAUGUCCUUGGGGGUAUCAACGCCAUCAUGGGCCGUGUGGCUGUACACAACAUCUCCAAGGUGUGGUAUAACAACAAAGGUUGGCCAGCAGUGGUCAUCUACAUGAACGUAAUGAACAACAUAAUCCUACGGAGCAAGCUUCAGUCUCACCAGGAUCCCAACAACUAUGGCAUCUCUACCACAAACCACCCGAUGAAUCUCACCAUGAAACAGUCACGUGAUGGUGCCUCAGCCACCAGUAAGACUGAUAUCAUCAUUUCCACCUGUGUAAUCUUUGCAAUGUCCUUCAUACCAGCAAGCUUUGUAAUGAUUCUGAUCGAGGAGCGAAUAUUGGAUUCCAAACAUUUACAAUUUGUAAGCGGUAUCCACCCCACUAUCUACUGGAUAGGAAACUUCACCUGGGACAUGCUGAAUUACCUUGUAUCAGCUGCCCUGAGUAUAUGUAUAUUUGUGGCAUUUCAACGAGAAGCCUAUGUCAGUAAAACUAACUUUCCGGCACUUUUACUUCUACUGGUGAUGUAUGGUUGGGCGAUGAUUCCUGUAAUGUACCCGUUUUCUCGCCUGUUCCGGGUGCCCAGUACUGCUAUGGUAACGCUCAAGUCUGUCAACAUCUUCCUAGGUACCACCUCCACACUGGCCACAUUUAUCCUAGAGUUCCUGGCUGACGAUGACCCAACCCUGGGAGAAGUAAACGACAUCCUGAAGCAAGUGUUGCUGGUCCUACCCCAGUUCUGUCUAGGUCAGGGUCUGCUGGAACUCUCACGGUCACAAGUCUACACCACAGCAUUCAAAAAGUUUGAUCUAGACGGCAUUGUAAACCCCCUAAAAUGGGGACAGGUUGGCAAGAACCUCUUUUCCAUGUUUCUGUGUGGCCUUACCUUUUUCCUGCUAAACCUCCUCAUAGAACACAACUUCUUCAUUCAUAAAAAGGUGGGUGCGACUCCUGAAGAGGAGGUGGAGGAUGAAGAUCAGGAUGUGGCCCGGGAGAGGGCUCGUGUCCUAUCGGAAGAUGGGGAAAAUGACAUUAUUCGGAUAGACAACCUCACCAAGGUGUACAAGGUGCCGGGAGGAAAAGGGCGCCAUGUUGCUGUAGACAGACUAUGUUUGGGUGUUCCAAAGGGUCAGUGCUUUGGACUACUGGGUGUUAAUGGAGCAGGAAAAACGACAACCUUUAAAAUGUUGACAGGCUACCUAGGAAUGACACAUGGGAAUGCAUACAUCAAUGGAUUCAGUAUUGUAACAGCAGUGAAGGAGGUUCGGCGCAGCAUUGGGUACUGUCCUCAGUUUGAUGCCUUUGACCCGCUGAUGACUGCCAGGGAGGUUCUCUGUUUCUUUGCCAGGAUAAAAGGGAUCCCUUCAUCAGAUAUCAAAGACGUUGUAGACUGGGCCAUUACUAAGUUGGGACUGACACAGUAUGCUGACAAACCGUCUGGAACCUACUCUGGAGGAAACCGUCGCAAACUCUCUACCGCCAUUGCUCUUAUAGGCAAUCCUUCUGUUAUAUUUCUGGACGAGCCCACAGCAGGCAUGGACCCAGUAGCUAGACGAUUUCUGUGGAACUGUAUCAACAAUAUUGUCAAAGAUGGCCGCUCUGUCAUCCUUACUUCUCACAGUAUGGAGGAGUGUGAAGCUCUGUGUAGCAGACUGGCAAUUAUGGUGAAUGGACGGUUCAGAGGCAUUGGUAGCAUACAGCAUCUCAAAACAAGGUUUGGAGAUGGAUAUAUUGUGGUGGUGCGGAUAGCAGGCGACCAGCCUGAUCUGGAUGUUGUAGAUGUCUUUAUCCAAGAGACUUUUCCAUCUGCCAACCUCCGUGAAAGACAUCAUAACAUGCUUCAAUACCAGCUGGGGUCUGAUGUACCUCUGUCUCACAUCUUCUCCGAGAUAGAGGCUGUCAAGGAAGGGUUCAACAUAGAGGACUACUCCGUCUCACAAACUACGUUAGACCAGGUUUUCAUUAAUUUUGCCAAAAUGCAGACCGAUUCUUUGGACAGUGACGCAACUGCUGUAGAAGCAGAGGACAUCACAGAUGGAUUACCACAUGACAAUGUAAGUCUUAGAACAAGUAUGACAACCCUUAAUACAGACAGGAGGACAAGUUCUUCAACACUCGGGGAUUCUGGUGGUGCGGAGAGAGUGGGUGAUGGUUACUCCACUAUACGGGCCAUUCCACCUAGGGACAGAACCAACAGUGAAGGGUACACAACCAUUAGAGAGAUAAGUCAGGUUAAAUAUUCACAACCCAAACCCCGACUCAAACGUAAACCCAGGGUCCUCGAGUCUCAUAAUGACGUAAAUGGGCAAGAUGGAUUUCAUAUAUAAAAAAUCUUAACCUGAAACUUAAAGGCUAUCGGUGGAAAACACAUUUUGCAUGUCACAGGAAGUGAGAUACAGUUGGUUACUUCUAAAUAAAUGUGAACAAUAAAGGCUAGAAAAUGUAUAAUCACUACCGGCGGUGUACAGGAUUAGAACGGAUAAUCUGGAGAACAGAAAUAGAAUGAAUUAUCUUGUGAUUGACACAGAAUGGAUUAUCUUGUGGUCGACAUAGAAUGAAUUAUCUUGUGAUUGACACAGAAUGGAUUAUCUUGUGAUGGACAUAGACUGAAUUGUCUUGUAAUGGACACAGAAUGGAUGAUCAUGUGAUCAACACAGAAUGGAUUGUCUUGUGAUGGACAUGAAUGGAUUAUCUUGUGAUUAACACAGAAUGGAUUAUUUUGUGAACACGAUGGGUUUCCCUGUGAUGGACACAGAAUGGAUUAUCUUGUGAACAGGAUUAAAAUGGAUUAUACAGUCUGUAAUGGAUCGGAGUGGAUUAUUUGGGAAUACAGGAUAAGAUUGAUGGAGUACAGGACUUCAGCAGCCCACUGUGAUGUAAAGGAUUGGAAUGAACUACUCUCCUGGUGUAUAGGUUGGAAAGAAUGGAAGUGUCCUGGAUUAUAAUAGAUUAUCUAGUGGUGGACAUGGUUUUAAUGGAUUACCACGACUCUAUUUUUGGGAUUGUGCAAUGAAGCUUUUGACAAUCCUAGUGAUUGUGUGUAUGUUACAAUGACUGACACAAGUCACAAUCGAUAAUGUGGCAGAUACUAACCCAUAAAUGUCAGUAAAUUCAAUAUUCACUGAUAUGGAACAGUAUUAUUUAAAGAUUGAAAAUGCUGAUUGUACAUAAAAUACUAUAUUGGCAGACUAUUUUUUGUGAUGAAGAUUGUCACCAAAAUAAAAUCAUAUGUAAAUUUGAUGUUAGUGCUUGUUCAGACACACAUGAACCUUAUUUUUUAAUAAAUAUUUUCAAAAAAAUCUUUGUUUGCUUUAUGAUGUCCUGUGUUCAGAUACACUAGCAACAUGAUGGUACAUCCAAUGAGGUCCUGUUCUAGUUAGUGCUUCUAGUUCUAAUUAAGGUUCAAAUUGUAUAAAUAUUCAUAUGUAGAACCUAAAUGUUACCUUGCUGAGGGCCAUUAAUAUUGUAGAGGAUAUCUAGCAGUGUAUUCAGUAAUAUUAAAUGUAUUUCACCUGUA